This is a messenger RNA of Adineta steineri, 5457 nucleotides long. Lineage: Eukaryota; Metazoa; Rotifera; Eurotatoria; Adinetida; Adinetidae. The record is from the annotation of a GenBank genome assembly.
AUGUCUCAAACCGAAUUAAACUGGAGAACAUCUUAUGAUUCGAAAAGACCUGGAUAUUAUCAUUCAGAUAUACAUUUAAAUGCAUCGAAUUCAUCGUCGAUUUAUACUAGUAAUCCGAGUAUGUUAGAUAAUGAUGAUGAUGAUGCUCGAUUAAUAAAUAGAAAACGUCCAUUACUUGAUUCUCAAGCUUUGCAGAAUAUUCAAAGAAAAAUUAGUAAACAGAAAAUUGCUGCAGAACAACGUAUUGAACAAAUUAAUGGUGAUCAUAUGUUUGAAUCAUCGAGUUUACAAAAUCUUCAUUAUUCUCCGCAUCGUCGACAACAUUCUCCUAUUGCUCGAUCACCUCCAUCAUCUCAUUCAUUUCCUUCUGAACCAAAUAUUUCUCUUCGGCAUUCAAAUGGUUCACGAAUGUUACAUGGUAAUAAUGAUAUUAUUCUAUCGAAUGGAUUUCAGCAUCAAACAUUUCAUCAACCACAUACGCGGAAGAUCACUAAAAUUACUCCAAAAGAAAAUUAUUCGUUAUCACAUAAUCGAGCAGUACAACCACGUAGUGCAAGUGCGACAGUUGGUUCGACUAAAAAACAAGAAUCUAAAGAUAUUUUACCUCCUCCAAAUGAUACACAACGAUUGAAAAGUGUUCGCCGACAUGAACCUGCUCAUGUUUCAUCAGGUCCACGUGCUAAAACUAGUUUAAUUGCUCCGGAUUCAUGGAAAACUGAUCCAGCUAAUUCAAAAAAACUCUUAAAGAAAAAACCAACGACUGAAGUUACUAGUAAACCGACAGUAACUGAUGAUUCAGCUAUACCUAUAAUUGAACAGUUAUCUACUCAAAAUUCACAACCAAUAAAAAAACCAAAACGUGCCAAAAGUGCUUCAAAACCAAUUAUAACCGAAAAAGUACCAAUAAAACCACCGCCAAAACCGGAAAAAACUAAAGAAGAAAAAAAAUUAGAAAGUGAAAAAAUAAAAAAAUACAUGGAAGAAAAACGUCAAGAACUUGAAAAAAAACUUUUAAGUGAAAAAGAAUUAAAAAGUGUACAAGAAAAAGAACGACAAGAACGAUUAAAAAAAUUAAAUGAACAAAUUAAAAAAGUUGCUCAACAACCUUUACCAUCGUCAUUAAUAAAAAAAUCAUCUGCAUCAUUACCACAAAAAGAUCUUACCGAUCAAUCACGUGAACGACUUCUUCAAAUACUUGGUCCAAAACCUAAUGAUGAACUACCAAUUGAAUCUCAUAAAGAGACUCCUAUUGAAGAAGCUUUAAUACUCGAACGUUCACCAUCACCUAGUUCAUCAUCAAGUUCUGAUUCAAUCGUUGAAAUUCAACCACCAAAAUUACAUAAUCAAUCAGUAGUACGCUCACGUUCAGAACCACCUAUUCAAAAUAUUGACAAUGCUUUUGAACAACGAAAUCAAAAUUUACUUCGAUGGGCUCAUAAUUUAACACGAGAUUGUGAUGUUAUUGAAAAUAAAUUUAAAUAUAUUCGACCAGAUGGUACUCAAGCAUUUGAUAUAAUUCCUGCUUCAUUUCAACAACUUCAACAUAAUGAUGGUAAUUUACGUAUUCAAACACCUAUUAUAAUAACAAAUAAUGAAAAAAUUGAUCCGGAACCAAUUAUUGCAUCGAAAAUAUUACGUCCAUCAGGACGUUUAAGCCAUUUAAAUCAAAAUCAAACAAGUGAAUAUCAAAAUCAAAAAUUACCAGGUGUUGGUAAUCUUCGUGAUCCAAUAUUAGAACAACGUAUAAAACGUGAUCGUGCUGCAGCAAAAAUUCAAGCAACUUAUCGUGGUUAUACAGUAAGAAAAUCACUUUCUUGGAUAAAUGAAAAACAAAAUCGAUUAAAUAGUGAAGCUAAUAAACGACCUCUACGUAAACCUAAAAAAACUUCUUCCUAUGCAACAGAUAUUCGUGAUACUCCAGCAAUAAAUUUUGAUCUUCGAUUUUCCGAUGAUAAUUUUACAAUUGGUUCAACACUUUUACGUCAAUAUCAACGAAAUGAAACUAAUAUUAGGCCAACAACAAAUUCAUCAAUUUCUGAGAAAUCUCGGCGACAACAAACACCACCACCACCACCACCAACAAAACAAAAAGUACAAAGACCAACAACAAUACAAACUUAUUCCGAUGAUUAUGAAAAUAUGACAAGUACAGUAUCAUCUAUACCAACGAAUCACAAACAAAGUCCGCAAAAACCGCGUGUUAUUCCGCAACCAUUACUAAAUACUCAAAGUACUGAGUCAUCGACAUCAUCAUCACCAUCUACUUCAACUUCGGUCACUCCAACUCCAACACCUGAACCUCCUGUAUCUCCUAAGGUUCAACGUCGUCGUUCAUUCUCUCCUCCGUUAACACCACAAAGGUCUUCAGAUCAUGUUCAACCUUUUCAUAAUCAUUCUCAGGCUCCUCCUCCUCGUCCACCUCCAACAACGACUACACAUCGAAUAGUCGAUGAACGUCGUUAUUCACCAGAUGCACUUGAAAGACAAUUAAAUGCCGAGUUACAUCUACUUGAUGGUGUUGAAGCAUCAAUGAAACAAGUAGAACAUAUGGAACGAUUGCGAUCAGUUGCACUUGCUCAACAAGAAGUUGUUUCAUUAGCACAAGUGUUAAGAAAUAAACCUACUGAAGAGUCUGUUUCACAACAACAAACUAGAAGACCUCCAGUACGAAAAACGCCGUCGCCUUCUUCUUCUUCAUCAUCAUCACAAUCAUCUCCAUCUGUACCUGAUAGAAAGCAUCAUUCACCACCACCUCAACAAUCUAAAACUAAACCUUCACAUCGUCGAACGAGUUCAUCAUCAUCAUCAUCAUCGUCAAUAUCGGAAUCAAUUUUAACUGACCGUGAAAAAGAUGUCCGGAAAAAAUUUCAUAAUGAAACUGAAUUACAAGAAUAUGAAAAACGUCUCAAAAAUAUUGAAAAUAAAGUUCGCCAACUUGCUAAAAAUGCAUACGACGUUAUUCAUGACAAACGAAAUGUUAAACCUUCACAUACAAAACCAAAAUCAAGUAAUGAAUCAAGUAUUAGUGAAGAUAUACAUAUAUCAAAUAAAUCAUCAACUUCAACAAGUAGUACAAUUCAACAAAAAACAACUAAUAAUACAAGUGAAAUUCGUACAGAACCAAUUGAAAAAGAAAGUGAUAUAUCAACAAUAUCAUUUGAAAAAGAUGAAUCCGAUAUUGUAACAACAGAUGUUAGUGAUAUUGAACAUCGUAUAAAUACUUAUCAUGCACAAUUGAAAGCAAAAAAAACUGAAAUUGAUAAAUUAAAACACAAGAACAAAAAAGAUGCAUUAAGAAAACAAGAAGAUGAAUUGAAAAAACAACUUCAAACAUAUAAUCACGAAAUUGAAACAUUGCGUCUUCAACCAGAACCGAAAAUAUCAAUUCCAUCUCGUAAAGGUGUAACAAAGAGUAGUACUAGUAGUGAUAAUAGUAGUAGUAGUAGUAUUUCAACAGCAACGAAACCACAAGAAUCUAGUAUAGAUGAAGAUUUACCAAUAACAACAGCAUCACAAUCAAAAACUGAUAUUGUUGAAAAACGAAUUGAACAACCCAAAGUACAACCAGAACCGAAAAUAUCGAUUCCACCUCGUAAAAUAGUAUCAAAGAGUAGUGCUAGUAGUAGUAGUAGCAUUUCAACACCAACAAAACCACAAGAAUCUAGUAUAGGUGAAGAUUUACCAGUAACAACAGCGUCACAUUCGAAAACUGAUAUUGUUGAGAAACGAAUUGAACUAAAUCGUCCAGCACAAACAAAAGAACGUGAUUUUUUCGAUGAUGAUAGCGAUGAAGAUGAAAAAAAAGAACCAGAAGUAAAACCAUUAGAAACACCUCGUGAAGAACGAGAUACACAACAUGAUGCACAAUCACUUUCGAUUGCUACUGAUUUAGCUGAAUUAUCAGAAAGUGACGAUGACGAUAGUCAUAAACCAAGUAGUAGUACUGAUAAUGAAAAACCAGUACUAAAUUUAAAUACAAAACCUCUCUCAGCAUCAUCGAAAUCUAAAGAUUCUGAAUCUUCAUCUUCAACAACUACAACAACAAGUGAAAGAUCCUCAAAAAGACAAGUACAAUCACGAACAUCUGAACAAAAACCAACAGCAGUUACAAAUGAUUAUGAUGAAGAUUUCUCUGAUGUUAGUCAUUCGCCAUCAACACCAAAAAAAGAUUCUCUACCAAAAAUUAAACUUGAUGAUGUUGAUAAUGAAUCAAUUCAAGAAGAUUUUGAAGAUAAACAAUUAUCACAUGAUAAAAAUCAUAGUUUAACAUCAAAAUCAAGUGGUGAUGAACAAUCAGAAAUACUUGUUCUUGUUAAAAAAUCUGCUAAUACAACACCACGAAGACAAGAUGAGAAAACUAUUGAAGAAGAUCCUCCUCAACCUUCACUUCCGCCACCAAUACUUCAAACAAAAAGUGCACCAAUUAAUAAUGAUGAUACUUCACAUGAUAUAAGUGAUGAUGAUGAUGACGACGAUGAUGAAGAGGAGGAGGAUGAUAAUGAACAAGAAAAUAAAAUUGAUCGAAUAACAGAUAUAUUUAUUCGAAAAUUUAUUGAUGAAGCUAUUGAUCAAGGAAAACAUAUUGAACGUUUAAAAAAAGAAGCAAAUCAAUCGAAAGAUUUUGAUAUACAAGAAAUUACUGAGAAAAAAUCUUCUUCACCUCAAGAUUGGUUAUUCACUAACGAAACAAUUAAUGGAGACAGCCCGAAAAAUAUUGAACAAAAUGAAUUUACACUUGAUUUAAGUCAAUUAGACGAGAAAAAUCCUAAUGAACCACGAGUUGAAAGUCCUCGUAAAAUAGUUAUUGAAGAACCAGUUAAAUUAUUUGUACCACAUACACGUGAACAAGUGACUCAAUUAUGUCAUCAAGCAAUAGAUAUUUUAUUCGAUCAAAAUAAAGAUUUUUCUGAUCGAUUAACUAUUAAAUCUAAAAUACCGAAUGACUAUUUUACUUAUGAUCAACAAGAUUCAGAUAGUGAUGAUAUUCGAAUUAAUCGUCAUGCUUAUUGUCAAAUGAUAUUUGAUUUAUGUAUUGAAUUAUUACAUGAAAUGUAUACGGAAAAUAUUAUACCAUCAAAAUAUCCUCAAUGGCAACCGACUAAACUUGUUUCCAAACGUUAUUAUCGUGGAAAAAAACCAGGAAAUCGUCAUGAUAUUGAACAAUUGAUUUCAGCAAAAGUUUUAGAAAUCUUAUAUUUAAAUAAUCGUCCAAUAGUAUAUUCAAAAUGGCGUGUAUCAAAUGCACGACGUAAUGGUACAGAAAAAUUUGAAACAGUACUUGAUGAAGAAAUACGCCGUACAGAAUCACAAUGGAUUAAUUAUAGUGAUGAUUGUUUACAAAUGAAAUUUGAUGUAGCUGAUUUAAUAUUUCAACAACUAGUACAAGAAUCAAUAACAGAAUGUCUUUCUGUUGUUGAUAAACGUUUAUUUUUGAGCAGUAAUAGUACGCGUCUUUAA